AUGGCUGACACCUGCUGCUCCGGAACCUGUGUUCCAGCUGCAUCCACCGUGUCCAUCUGCUCCAGCAACAGGAGCUAUGGCAGCCGCAUCUGCCUGCCCAGCGUUUACACCGGCUCCUCCUGGGAGGUGGACAACUGCCCCGAGAGCUGCUGUGAGCCCCUCUGCUGCACCUCUACCUGCUGCCAGCCCACCUGCUGUGCCCCUUCCUGCUCCACCCCAGUGCCCUCCCUGACUCUCAUCUGCACCCCUGUGAGCUGCGGGUCCAGCCCCUGCCAAUCAGCCUGCACCAGCUCCUAUGAACCUUCCUGCUGCCAGCAGUCUAGCUGCCAGCCUGCAUGCUGCACGCCCUCCCCCUGCCAGCAGGCCUGCUGCGUGCCUGUCUGCUGCAAGCCUGUCUGUUGCAAGCCUGUCUGUUGCAAGCCCAUCUGCUGUGUGCCUGUGUGCUGUGGGGCUGCCCCCUGCGGGGCCCCUACCUCUGCCCCCUCCUGCUGCAGACCUUCCUCCUGCAUAUCCCUCAUCUGUCAACCAGUGUGUAAGCCUGCCGGCUGUGUGCCUGCCUCCUCCUGCUGUGCUCCUGCCUUCUCCUGUAUACUCCUGGUCUGCCGUCCCGUGCGUCCCCGCCUGUCCUGCUGUGGCCCCUCAUCUGGCCAGAAGUCCUACUGCUGAGUGGCUCAAACUUCUGUCGUUUGCAAGCUGCUGUCUUUGGUCUGAGCCCUGGAUCCCCCUCUGCCACCAGGCAGCUCACUGUGCAUGCCACCACCAGAGUCUGCUGUCUGGGGGAGGCCAGAUGACAAAGGCGUAGUCUAAAUUCAGAGUUCAAAGCACUUGAGAGGCAAGGAGCUGUGUUAGAAGAUACCGUCCAGAUGACCCCUG
Trichechus manatus latirostris (Florida manatee) is the source of this 873-nucleotide messenger RNA. Its product is annotated as keratin-associated protein 10-8-like. The record is from RefSeq and is a predicted model, not a curated record. The transcript has a single exon. Gene Ontology annotation, cellular component: keratin filament. The coding region runs from base 1 to 666 and encodes 221 amino acids. Gene Ontology annotation, molecular function: structural molecule activity. Lineage: Eukaryota; Metazoa; Chordata; Mammalia; Sirenia; Trichechidae.